AUGCAUUUAACACCAGACGAAAUUGCUAGAUUGCAAGCGCAGUCGGCUAAUAUCCGAAACAUCUGUAUUCUUGCGCAUGUUGAUCACGGGAAGACUACGCUAUCGGACUCGUUACUUGCUUCAAAUGGAAUCAUUUCUCAGAGAUUGGCGGGCAAAGUCCGGUAUCUUGAUUCUAGACCAGAUGAGCAGCUGAGAGGAAUCACCAUGGAAUCGUCGGCGAUUUCGCUGUAUUUCAAGACUAUUUCACGGGCCCAAGAGACUUCGAUCGUCAACGAGUACUUGAUCAACUUAAUUGACUCUCCUGGCCACAUUGACUUCUCUUCAGAAGUGAGCACUGCUUCGAGAUUGUGUGAUGGAGCAGUGGUUCUUGUUGACGUCGUGGAGGGAGUCUGUUCGCAAACGGUGACAGUUUUGAGGCAAGCUUGGGUCGAUAAGCUGAGACCUGUUUUGGUUCUUAACAAGAUUGACAGACUCAUCACUGAACUACAGAUGACUUCCUCUGAGGCAUAUUUGCAUCUUUCCAAGAUUAUCGAGCAAGUCAAUUCUGUGAUCGGUUCGUUCUUUGUUGGAGAGAGAAUGCAGGAUGAUCUGGUGUGGAGAGAGAAAGUUGAAAGAGGAGAGAUCGAGGAGUUCUUAGAGAAAGACGAUGAGGAUAUCUAUUUUUCUCCAGAGAAGAACAAUGUCAUUUUUGGGUCCGCAAUUGAUGGAUGGGGUUUCAACAUUGCUCAGUUCUCUGUCAUAUAUGAGAAAAAACUGGGAAUCAAAAGAGACCUGUUACAGAAAUGUUUAUGGGGAGACUUCUACUUUGAUCCAAAGUCCAAGAAAGUGAUUCCAGCAAAAGCCCUCAAAGGCAGAAACUUCAAACCGCUGUUUGUCACUUUUGUUCUCGACAGUAUCUGGCACAUCUAUGACACAUGUUUGAUUAACAGGGACACGGAGAAAUUGGAGAAGAUUGUCAAGUCGUUAGGAAUCAAGGUGCUCCCAAGAGAUCUACGUUCCAAGGAUACUAAACAACUACUCAACACAAUUUUCAGUCAAUGGCUUCCUGUUUCAAACGCAAUCUUGCUGACAGUGGUGGAUAAACUGCCUUCUCCGUUGGUUUCUCAAAAGGAAAGAAUCCCACACAUUCUGGAUGCUGCUCCAAGCUCGAAGUUGGUUGAUCCAAAUUUAAAGAAGGACAUGAUUUCCUGUGAUGCCAAGGGGCUUGUCAGCUGCUAUGUGUCGAAAAUGAUAUCCGUUCCUGAAGAUGAGCUCCCUCGCAACCAGAAGCAAGCUAUUGGUGAGCAGGAGCUUUUUGAGCGUGGUCGUAGGGCCAGAUUGGAGGCUCUUAAAGCUGCAGAGGAAGCAAAGAAGCUGGAGAAACCUAAAGAGGAAGACGAGUUUGCUGUCAUCACUGCUUCGGAUGAACCUGAAUGGGAUUUUGAGGAAGAGGAGGACGAGGAUGCACCAGCAGACCUUAAAAAGGAAGUGAUCAUUGGGUUUGCUAGAAUCUACAGUGGAACAGUUUCUGUUGGCCAAGAACUGACGGUGCUGGAACCAAGAUUUGAUCCGUUGCACGCAGAGAAACAUACCAGCAAAGUCACGAUCACAGAAUUGUAUCUUCUGAUGGGACGUGAACUCAUACCUCUGGAAGAGGCAACUGCAGGAAGUAUUGUCGGAAUAGGCGGUUUGGAAGGAAAGGUCCUGAAAAGUGGUACUUUGAUCACACCGGGAGUGGUGGGAGUCAACUUGGCUGGUAUCAAUUUGAACAAUCCACCGAUCGUGAAGGUCGCAUUGGAGCCAGUAAACCCUAUCUACAUGGACAAGCUGGAGCAUGGCCUGGAGCUUCUAAAUCAGGCUGACCCCUGCGUUCAGACCUAUUUGGAGGAUACUGGAGAACAUAUUCUUGCGACGGCCGGUGAAUUGCAUCUGGAAAGAUGUUUGAAAGAUUUGAAAGAGAGGUUUGCAGGAAUUGAGAUCACGGCUUCCAAGCCAGUCAUUCCGUUCAGAGAGACAAUUGUUGGUAAUGUCGAGUUGAAUCCACCAAAAGGUGAGUUUGGACGAGGAGUAGUGGAUAUCAAAUUGGACAAGUAUCAUAUACAACUUGAAACCAGACCACUUCCUGAAGCUGCUACAGAGUUCCUGCUCAACAAUAAAGCAUCCAUCGCAAAACUGGCUCGUCGUGAGGUCAAGGAGGACGAGGACGAGGUGAUGAUUGGAAGUGUUCUAAGCAAAGAACAAUUUUCUCAACAAUUGAAGGAUGCGUUGGAGACUGGUAACAAGUCCAAGAUGAGAGACAAUAUUGACUGGACAGAUACUCAUUUGCGUGUCUGUUCGUUUGCUCCUAAGCGGAUUGGCGCUAAUAUUCUUUUCGAUACCCCAGAAAACCAUCUUCGUCGGUUGUUCGAGGCAGACAACAGAGCCAAGAAGUUUGAGUAUGAGGAUAAUAUACUGCACGGAUUCCAAAUUGCUUGUUUCGAAGGUCCGUUGACAGCAGAGCCUACACAGGGAGUUGCAGUGUUUAUCAAGAGUAUCAAGCUUCUUGAAGAGCCAGUUCUCGUCAACGAUGUGUCUGGUCGGUUGAUUGGUUCUACCAAGGAUGCUAUCCACAAGGGAUUCUUAGACUGGUCUCCGAGAUUGAUGUUGGCAAUGUAUUCUUGCGAUAUUCAGGCUUCUGCUGAAGUUCUGGGUAAAGUGUACGCUGUUAUUCAACGUCGGAGAGGAACUAUCAUUAGCGAAGAGAUGAAGGAAGGAACACCGUUCUUUACGGUUAGUGCCAAGAUUCCUGUUAUUGAAGCUUUCGGAUUCAGCGAGGAUAUUAGAAAGCGGACCUCUGGUGCAGCAUCACCUCAAUUGGUGUUUACUGGCUUCCAAACUAUAGAUGAGGAUCCGUUCUGGAUUCCAACCACCGAGGAAGAACUUGAGGAGCUGGGGGAAUUUGCUGAACGUGAGAAUAUUGCCAGACGUUACAUGAAUGAUGUGAGACGGAAGAAGGGUUUGUUUGUGGACGAGAAGGUGAUUCAAAAUGCCGAAAAGCAGCGUACUCUUAAGAGAGACUGA
Ogataea philodendri is the source of this 3039-nucleotide messenger RNA. RefSeq lists its product as uncharacterized. Gene Ontology annotation, molecular function: GTP binding; GTPase activity; ribosome binding. Gene Ontology annotation, cellular component: ribonucleoprotein complex; cytosol. The record is from RefSeq and is a predicted model, not a curated record. Lineage: Eukaryota; Fungi; Ascomycota; Pichiomycetes; Pichiales; Pichiaceae. Bases 1 to 3039 code for a protein of 1012 amino acids. The transcript has a single exon. Gene Ontology annotation, biological process: cytosolic ribosome assembly.